Brettanomyces bruxellensis is the source of this 1173-nucleotide messenger RNA. RefSeq lists its product as uncharacterized. The transcript has a single exon. Lineage: Eukaryota; Fungi; Ascomycota; Pichiomycetes; Pichiales; Pichiaceae. Gene Ontology annotation, biological process: pyrimidine nucleotide import into mitochondrion. The coding region runs from base 1 to 1173 and encodes 390 amino acids. The record is from RefSeq and is a predicted model, not a curated record. Gene Ontology annotation, molecular function: pyrimidine nucleotide transmembrane transporter activity. Gene Ontology annotation, cellular component: mitochondrion.
AUGGUGUCAGAGAAAGAACCAUCCAUCGACCAUACACUUGUUCCAGGUGAACAUAGUGUAGGUGGGGGAGAUCAAACAAUGAUACUAAACACAUACACAGGGCUCCCUGAAGAUGGGAGGCAGCAGAAAACUGUAAAGUUGGCCGCAAGACCAAGUCAUACUUUAUUUCAUCUAACCGAUAACCAAAUAACUUCUGUUGCAGGUGCAAUGGCCGGAUUUUGUGCUGGUGUUGCAGUUUGUCCUUUAGACGUUGCAAAGACAAGACUUCAGGCCCAAGGCUCAUACUUGAAAGAUAUGAAAAGACUGCCUGCGGAAACGCUGGCGAAGUUCAACCAGGUAAAAUACAGAGGGCUUCUUCAUUCAAUGUCGCUUAUCUGGAAAGAGGAGGGAUUUAGGGGAUUAUAUAGGGGUUUAGUGCCCAUAACACUAGGAUACUUUCCUUCUUGGAUGAUUUACUUCACCUGCUACGAGCACUCAAAAAGAUGGUACGGAAAACUGAUUGAUGAUGACAACUUGAGCUAUUUUAUGAGCGCCAUCACUUCAGGUGCGGCCUCAACCACACUCACCAAUCCAAUCUGGGUGGUGAAAACUAGAAUGAUGCUACAAAUGGACAACGGUAAAACAAUCUAUGAUCGUUUGCCGGUUGAGGCCGAAAAAUCCACAGGCAUGUCUCUUCGCACAAGACAGUGGUAUAAUGGAACUUUUGACGCUUUCAGGAAAAUGUAUAAACAAGAGGGAAUAGGUGCAUUUUACAGAGGUCUUCUUCCUUCUUACUUUGGUUUAGCCCAUGUUGCAAUUCAGUUUCCACUGUAUGAGAACUUGAAGAAAUGGUUUGACAUCCAGGAUUAUAUGUCUCCAAACAUUAAAGAGCGUGAUUUCUCGAUGUUUCUACGAUUUGUUCUAGCCUCAUGCAUGUCAAAGAUGUUUGCCAGUGCAAUCACAUAUCCACAUGAAAUUAUUAGGACUCGGCUGCAGAUGUAUAGUAACACAAAUCUCGGCGAGAAUCAGCUUGUAGGGGUGCUAAAGAGCAUUAAGUCAAUUUAUUUGACUGAAGGUAUACGGGGAUUUUAUAGUGGAUUUGUGGUAAAUCUAGCUAGAACUGUUCCUGCCAGUGCCAUCACCAUGGUUUCCUUCGAAUACUUUAAGAAAGUACUACAGAAGUUUAAAGAGUGA